GUGGCUGACGUCGAUUGGUGGUUCAUGAGGGUGGAGACUGCGCCAUGUUCGGUGGUCGAGUCUUCAUCGUUCUCGUAUAUACUCGCGUAGUACACAAUAGCAGCAUGCUGACAGUUUGUCAGCUGUAAACGAUACGAAGCUGACAUUAGAAUGGAGGAACGAGAUCCGAUAAAACAGCGACACGCUACUUUCACCAUGUCCACGAGAUCCAAGGAGAAAAUGAUGGCCGCUAUCCGAAAACUCUUGCGAUCUUCCGAUAAAAUAGCAGAAUCGGAGGGAGCCAGUGGUUCGACUAAUUCACCAUCAAGGAGACUUCUUAAUCGCCACCACCGUCCAGAUGCCAUCACUCCAAUGGAUGGUCCAAUACCGGAAAAUCCAGAUUCUACUCAUCCCGAUCGCAGUUGUUUCUUUAAGGCUUCAAAAAAGUCCACAAAGGCUUUACUUGCACAGGAUAACAACGAAUGUAAAGCUCCCUGUGACAAGGAUAUUGGUCUACGUCGACUAAUGAAGGAGUUCAACAGGAUUCAAAGAGCGCAACGCGACGAUUCUGCCUUCACCGUGGAGCUGGUCAAUGACAAUGUUUUCGAAUGGUUUGUUCGAUUGCACAAGAUUGAUCCGGACAGCAAAUUGGCGGCCGAUAUGCGCGAGCUGAAAAUUCCUCACAUAUUACUGCAUGUGAUUUUUCCGAAGGAGUUUCCAUUUGCGCCACCUUUUAUGAGAGUGAUCUCGCCGAGGAUCGAGCAGGGCUUCGUGAUGCAUGGUGGUGCUAUUUGCAUGGAACUCCUUACGCCAAGAGGAUGGUGCUGCGCGUACAGUGUCGAAUCAAUGAUCAUGCAAUUUGCGGCCAGUGUUGUAAAGGGACAGGCACAAAUAGCAAGAAAGUCAAAGUCGAAUAAAGAGUACAAUCGAAAAUUGGCCGAGGAAACAUUUAAACAUUUGGUGAAGACGCACGAAAAGUAUGGCUGGGUGACACCGCCGCUCGCCGAAGGUUGACUGCAGAAUGCUACAUUAGAAAGUCGGAAAAAUCCAUGUUUUUUGCUUGAGAAGAAGCGCACGAACUGAUGCGAUUUUUUCGAUUUUCCCGCAAGCCGACAAUGAUUCCUUUGUUGCGUUAGGAAAAGUGUAAUUUUGUUCUUGCCUAAUUGCAGCAAAAAAAAUGCACGAGCAGAUACAGUCGGGGAAAGCACUGAUUUUAUCAAGUGAACGAAGCGCAUGUGGAGGUAUUUUUAGUCAUUUUUCAAUUUUUAUAAUAAAUAUAUAGGAACUUAAAGAAAGAAUUUUGAGAUCUUUAAAAACAUUUCUUUAACUUAACUUUAAUUACUCUUUUACAAUACGAGAAAACACAAGUACCAGGUGCAAGAAUCUUUAAUUAUUUUUGCCAAAUAUGUGACUUUUGAAGAAGUCAUUACUCGUCAAAAACAUAUUUUAAAGAUCUUGAAGUUCUUUUAUAAGUCCCUAUAUUAUUAUGCCAAAUUAGUUAUUAAGAUAUAUAUGGAAACAUUGCAAUAUUAUUCUUAUUGACGUUUUUUGAAUUGGCAAAAUUUACUCGUUGAAUAUCGGGAACUCAUAACGGAAUAUUCCGUUUAAUUUAACUUCGGUAAAUAAAUGAGGAAGAAAAAUUGCUGAAUAAUGUGUACUGAACAAUUACCGCUAAUUAAUCAUAAAAGUAAUGGAAUAUGUAAAUAUGAAUAACUAAAAUAACAACUAAAUAAUAUGGCUUGUUUUUUGUUUUGUAAAGUUUAGUUUUAAUUAGUAUUUUAAGAGAAAAAAUAUUUACAUCGAAAUUCUUCUAUGGAAACGGCUCUUGAUUAUGAGCUUCUACAAUACUUCAUCUCUUUUCUAAAACUCGAUGGUAUAAUAUUUAUUACAAACGAACAAUUUUCUGUAUAUUUCUGGAUCGACUGUGACAGGAAAAUUUGUAUAUACAGUCAUGUAUUGGACAUAUACUUGUAUGUGCCAAAUAAAUAUAACAAAUUCGAAGUAUCAGUGUCUCUUCGUAAAACUUCGCAAAACUUCAAUUUAAUAUUUAACCGCGAAGAUUCAUGCAAUUAUAGGCGCUACAAUUCAUCAUGAAUGAAUGUAUCACGAAACAUAUGUAGAUUAAUAAAAACCCAAUUAAUUCUUCAAAAAGAUUGACUUUAAUGUGGUAUCAGGAAGUAAUAUCUAUACAAGAUUUUUGAAAAUGAUGAUGAGAUAGAAAUUAAAUACAAGUAAAAUAUUUACAAAUAUGUGAGAAAUUGUUAUUAGUCUUGUUUCGGUUCGUGUUAACAGUACUUUUGGCCUAUGUACCGUACAAUAGUUUGACGGCAGGCGUAUAUAUACUGUGUCUUUUGUCCAUCACUCAUCACAUUUUAUCUUUACAAAUUUAGGAAUGACAGAAAUACAAAUGUACAGCACAAAAUAGUGCUAAUCUUUCCUAUCUGUUAAUAGCUUACUUAUUGCAAGUUAUACUUAAAAGCGAUUUACAACGCUGUUUUAUCAAAUUUGUUGGAAUAAAGUUGCUACUCAAAG
This is a messenger RNA of Pogonomyrmex barbatus (red harvester ant), 2511 nucleotides long. Its product is annotated as ubiquitin-conjugating enzyme E2Q-like protein 1. NCBI's taxonomy places the organism in Eukaryota, Metazoa, Arthropoda, Insecta, Hymenoptera, Formicidae. The record is from RefSeq and is a predicted model, not a curated record.